AUGAAAUUAUAAGUGAAUAAUCGAAUAAAUCCUGAUUUAUUAUUUGCUCGUUUGGCAGCAGGAGUAAAUCAUUGUUUAGCCAUUUAAAGUGAAGGAGAUAAGAAUACAGCUCCAUAAACAUUUUAAUUAUGGGGUUGGGGAAGCAAUGAAUUUUAAGCAUUAGGCAAACCAGAAAGCGUUGAUUAAGAAAUUUAAUCAUCUCCAGUGAAAAUAUAUUUAGAACAUAAAUAGAAACCAUAUGUUCCAUUGUAGGUGGCUUGUGGGAAUCAACAUAGUAUGAUUUUAGGAUGCAGUCAAGAUUUAUUUUAAGAGAUCUUUAAAAAUGCUUAACAUAUGGAUGAUAAUUUUAGUUAUGACUUAGGUUUUAAAAGUCUUCGUUAUGAUGAUUGUGUUAUAUUUUCAAGUGGUAGUGAUGAAUUUGGAUAACAAGGAAGAAUGACAGAUAAAGAAUAAUCUUAAGAAGAAAUAGAAGAAGGUGAAUAAGAAGAUGAUGAUGAAGAUGAUUAUAAUGAAUAGGAAGAAUGUUUUAGAAUUAAAGGAGUUGUAGAAAGCAUUUAAAAAGUUUGUUAAAUAUCAUGUGGAGCAAAUUACACAUUAGCCUUAGAUAUAUAUGGAUCAGUAUAUUCAUGGGGAGAAGGUGCUACUGGUUGUUUAGGAUUACCUAUGCAAGUAGAUUAAUAGAGACCAACAAGAAUUGAUUUUGAUAAAAUCAGAAUGAAAUUUAUAUCUGCUGGUCCAUCUCAUGCUGCUAGUAUAUCUGAAGGAGCAGGCUCAUUAUAUACAUGGGGAGUAGGAACUUAUGGAUAAUUGGGACAUGGUACAAAUAAGAGUUCUAAUAUACCUAAUUGUGUUGAAGCAGGAUCAGUUGUAGGAAAAGUUGUUGAAUAUGUAUCAUGUGGGGCUAUGCAUACAGCAUGUACAACUACUGAUGGUUAUGCACAUACAUUUGGAUUUAAUAAGAAUGGUUAAUUAGGAACUGGAGAUUUUUAAGAUAGAUGGGAACCAAUUAAAGUUCAUUCUAUAUAAAAUUUUUAUGCUGUUUAUGCUAAAUGUGGUGGUAACACAACUUUUAUCACAACAUUAGAAAGAUUAACUUUUGCAUUUGGAUCUAAUUCAAAAGGUAGAUUAGGUAUUAAGGAUGAAUUUGGAAGUAAUUAUCCAGAACCUUAAAGAAUUGACACUAAUUACUUUAAAUCUAAAUAAUAGUUUAUUUAUUAAUUAGCAUUGUCUUACCAUUAUGGAUUAGCAUUAUUAUAAAGUGGAUCGAUUAUCUCUUUUGGUCUUCCAUUCAAAGGAAUUCUAGGUAGAGAUUUAUAGGCUGAAUUACUACCAAAGAAUUAUCUUACUAACAAUUCAAUGAAUGAUGAUUAUAAAUAAGGAGAUGAUGAUGAGGGAGAGGAAAUGGGAUAAAAUAAAUUAAAUGAAGUUUUGAAUACUAUAAAACCAGAUUUACUUUAAUCUUUGAUAGAACCAAAGAAUAUAAAUGAAGAGUUUUAGUUUUUUGGGAUGCAUUGCACUGAGUUUAUAAAUAAAUUACAAAAAGAAAUAAAGGCUUCUUCUUAUAUUGUAGAUGUAAAAUGUGGAGCCUAUCAUACAGUAGCAUUAACUGAUGCAGGUGAAGUUUGGGUUUGGGGAAGUAAUAAAUGUAUGUAACAUGGUUUGAAAGAUGAUUAAAUAAUAGAAUAAGUAAAAUCAAGAACAAAGUUUAUAGGUCCUUUUGUAAAGGAAACAAUAUCAGAUGCUUCAUAUCCAAGUUAAGUAUUAACAUUUUCAAUAAGAGAGAAUAAAAGAGUAACUUAUUUGGCAACAGGUUUAGAAUAUGUAGUAGUAGUAGAGAAUAGACGUAAUAUUUAUUCUUGGGGAAAAAAUGAUAAGGGUUAAUUAGGUUUAGGAUUUGUAAGUGAUUUUGUUGAGUCUCCUUCAAUGUUGACAGAUUUGGAAGGAUUUAUGGUAAAAUAGGUAGCAUGUGGAGAAGAUCAUACGUUAAUUUUAGAUGAAGGUGGUUCAUUAUAUGCAGUAGGUUCUCCCGUAGAUGGAAAAUUAGGAUUGGGACCUAAAAAUUCAGUUGUUUUAUAAACUCAGAAAGUUCCAUUUAUUUAAGAUGUUGCUAAAGUAGGUGUUGGUCCUCAUCAUUCAAUGGCUUUAGUAGUUGAUAAAAAGUAUAAUGAAAGAGUAAUCAAAACGAAAGCUAACGAAAAGAAUUAAGAAGACAAUACUUAAAAAUAUGUAAUAUAUACUUGGGGAAAUGGAUAUGGAGGUAAAUUAGGACAUGGUAAUUUAGAUAAUUAAUAUUAUCCUAAAUUAUUAUAAACUAAAUAUUCAUUUAAAGAUGUUUCAGCAGGUACUAAUCAUUCAGGAGCUUUAACUAUUGAUGAUUAAAUUGUUGUUUGGGGUGUUGGUUCUUAUUUAGGAAUAGCUAAACCAGAAGAUGAUACCGAUGAUAAAUAACAUUUAAAAUCUGAUAAAGAUUAGGAAGCAGAACCUUACUAUAUAGUAUCUCCCAUUAAACAUAAUGAUUUAGCUACUAGAAAAUAUAAGAGUCUUUGUUUAGGAGAUCGUUAUAAUAUGGCUAUAAGUAAAUAGAAUAAAGCUUUUGUUUGGGGAUUGUUUGAUUAUGAUUUCUAAGAAAAACUAAAAAAUCAAUGUGCUAAUGCUGCAUAAAGGGAGAAAUAUGUUGAAGUUCUUAUGACCAAUAUUGUAAAUACUCCUUUAAGUGAUAUCUAAUUUACUUCGGUUAGUUGUAGUUUUAAUCAUGCUGUUGCCUUAACUGAAAAUUAAGAGAAAAAGGAAUUAUUUUCAUGGGGUUAUGAUGGAAUGACUGGCAGAUUGGGCUUAGGAUAUGAAUUUAUAAAUCCAGAUAAAGAAAAUGAAAUGUAAUUACAGAAUAAAAAUUAAUAGUAAGUUAAAAAAGAAAAUUUUGAUACAUUGAAAGUUCUCUUUGAUAAACCAUAACCUCUUUAAUUCAUUAAUCAAUAUCUUGAUUACAAUUUCAAAUUAUAUCAAUUAAUGCAAUUAUAGGCAGAUAAGGCUGAUGAGGAUGAAGAUGAAUUUGAAGAAGAGUUUAAAAGAAAAGAUUAGAAAAAAACAGGAAUGAAUGCUGAAUAAAUUUAAUUGAAUAUUUAAAAAAAGUCAAAGCGUCCUUUAAGUAAAAGAGUCUUCAUUGGUGCUUCAUUAGGAAUGGUUGAAGAGGGUAAAUUGAUUUACAAAUAGUCCUGGGAUUAAUUUAUUAAUGAGUCAAAACCUGAUAUUUAUAGAUGUUCAUAUGUUAACAAAGGAGAUGAUCCAGAACGAGUUGUUAAUUCUAAAAGAGUAAAUUUUUUUGAAGAAAAACCUGUAGAUGAUGUCUAUGAAGCAAUUUUAGAAUUAGAUUAGGAGAACUAGAGACUCUACCAAGAAAUCAAAGAUAUUCAUCUCCAAGAAUUUAAGAAGUUUAAGGAUGAAGCUAUGUUAACUAUCAUCAAUAAAAUUUAACGCAAACCUUUUGAUAUAUAAUUUAAAACUGAAGAAAAAGAUAAGGAUAAAAAAAAUGAAAAAAAAACCAAAAAACAUGAGGCUUAUUAUAAUUGUUCAUUAUGCUAUAAAAUUAUGUUUACCAUGCUUUAAUUACACCCUUGUUAUUUUAUAAAUAUAUUUAAACAUGGAGGAAUAAGCAAAAAAAACUUUGUUGAUUUAGUUAUGGAUACUUUUGGAGAUAUUUCUAAUGAUAAAAGAAAGUAUAGAAUACUAAUCAAUCUUUUGAUUCAAAUACUCCGAAUAGAAUUGUAGAGCUUAUCCAAUAAAAAAUUAAUCUUCAAUUAAAAAGAAACAAAUGAACCAUCUUUAUAUGCUUUUACUAAUUUAUUCAUCUUAUUUCAAGGCUAAUUUGGUUAAUGCAUAACAACUAAUCUGAAACUAAUAGAAACAUCUAUAAAAACUAUAGAAAAUAAAUUAACGAGUGGUAUAGCUAAAAAUCUAAAACCUGUUGCUUUAGUAUUUAGUUCGAACCAUCUCUCAAAUCCUGGUUGUGAUGUAUUACUUCCUAGAUUUGAUGGUCCCCAAGAAAAUAAGUUUUUUUAAGAAAGAGUAGAGUUUAUCAAAGGGUUUUGGGAUGAAUUCGCACCCAAAUUAACAACUUUCUUGCCUUAAGAUAUACCAGGUCAAUUUGAUAUCCCAGUUGCAGUAAGGGAAUUAUUUUUAAAAACUUAUGAAGUAGUUAAACCUUUUUUUUAAAAGAAUAAUUAGCAAGUAGAACAAAUCUAAUGUAGAAUGCUUGGCUUAUAUUACUAAAAUUAUCAAAACAUGUUCAUAGAAUCAUCAUAAAAAUUAGAAUAAGAGAAAACAUUAGAUUAGAAAGCAGAAUCAAAUUUUUUGAAUAUAAAAUGUUUUUUAGAAAUGUUUGAAUAUUUUAUAAAUGAUAAAGAAGAAGAACCUGAGAAUGCACCAUUAUGGUAAAACAUCGCAGAAAUAUUCGUUAAUCAUGCACCUAGAAGAACAACAGCAUUUAAUGCAAUAGCAUAUGGAGCAAGUACAACAAAUGGAGUUUAAUCAAAUAAAUUAUAAGAAAAGAUUUAGAGUGCUAGCAAAUAUAUAUCAAAAAAUGAAGUAAAUAAAAUAAAGGAUAUUUAUUUCCAUGCUAUAGAUUAUAGUGAUGAUAUAAUAAUACCAAGGGUAAAGUCAAUUUAUUGGGCUACUAAAUCCAUUGUAGAAAAUAUUUAAAAAAUAAAAUAUGUUUAAGCAGAAAACCAAGAUUUAAUGGAAUAGUUUGCAAAAAACAUCAAGGAGUAGCCAAUUAGUUAUUUGACAGAAAAAGAACCAGAUGAAAAUUCUGGAUAAGAUAGAAUUUAAGUGAAACUAAAAACAAGAUAAUUGUAUUAUACAACAAUGUCUUUAUCAUUAAGACAUUGUAAUGAUUGUGGAUGUUAUGCUAUUGAAUCUUUUUUAAAAACAGAAGAUUAACCACCUUUUCAUAGAUUUGAUUAGUGGAAUCCUGUAAGUUUAUCAGCCUUAUUAAUUAGAAUAGUUUCUUGUUUUAAAAAUAAGAAAGAUUUUGAUGAUUUUUUAGGAGGUUCAAAUGAAGUAACAACUAUAUUGAAAAAGAAGGCUUCAAUGCAAAAAGAAUAAGGAACUUUUGGUAAUAUUAUGAAGUUGAAAGAAUUUGAGAAGGCAUUUUAUGAGAAAGUGUAAUUUAAUAUAGAAUAAUCAGAUGAAGUACUUGAAGAUUAGAAAUUAGCAAAAUCAAAAGAAAGUAAGAAAGUAUUAAGAGAAUUAAGAUUAUCGAUUUAAGAUAGAUUGAUAUCAGUCUAUAAAUACUUAUAUAAUAUGGAGAAGAAUAUGGCUGCUUUAGAUGCAAUAAAUUUUGAAUUAUAAGAGAAAAUUAAAAAGUUUAAGACAGAGAAGAUUGGAUUAUAUAAUAGAAUAAUAUCUAAUUGUUAUUUUGGAAUGGCAAAUAAAGAAUUAAUAAAACAAUUGUAAAGUAAUCCUGUAGCAAUGGUUGGUUAAAUUAAAGAUGCAAUAAAGUAAGUGAGUACUUCAACAGAAAUUUAUGAAAAUAUAGAUGUUUUUAAGAAGAGUGCAGAUUAACCUAGUUAUUUGAGUAUUUUUGGUAGUUAUUCUUAUAGUAUACUUUCAUCUCGUAAGAUAAUUGAAUCGAUUAAGACUUCAGCAUAUGAUGAUAUAAAAAGACAUACAAAAUAAUAGUAAAUAAAUAUAUUGAAAUUUUAGAGUGACUCAAAAUGUCAUCAAUAAUAGAUUAGUAUUCUCAUUUCAGAAGGAUACAAAUUCGAAUAGUUUAGAGAUAGUGAUAGUGUAUUCAGAAGUGGAAUUUGAUUGGAAAUAAACAGUUAGUUGUGGUCUUAUUCAGCCAGUAUAUAUUUAUAUAAUAAUUAGAAUAUAGAGCCAAUAGAGUUUAUAGUAGAUUAAUUUGUAGUUGAAACUACAACUAUUUUACAGAUUAGAAAAGACAUAGCAUUAGGAAUAAACAUAGAUAAACCUCAGCCUUUGGGUAGAUAUUGCAAUUUUAAGAAGAAGGGUUUGAUGUAACUCUUAGAUGAAUUAACAAAUCAUGCUGUUAUAUAUGAUCACUUAUAUGUGGAACCAGAGAAGAAAGAUUAGCAUCAUCAUUAAUAAUUAAAAAAUUGA
Messenger RNA from Paramecium sonneborni, 6117 nucleotides. NCBI's taxonomy places the organism in Eukaryota, Ciliophora, Oligohymenophorea, Peniculida, Parameciidae. The record is from the annotation of a GenBank genome assembly.